AUGCAGAGCUUUGGUAGCUGGCAGUUCAAUUUUGGCAGCGCCAGGGACUCCAACCCUCGCACUCGACCGAUUCGCGUGUUGCUCUUGGGCCACCCCGGAGUCGGCAAAACUGCCAUAGCGGUGCGCUUCGCCAGCCGGCGCUUCAUCGGCGAAUACGAGCGUGGCGCGGAGCGGAUGUACCGGGUGGAGGAUCACCUGGCCAGCUGGGAGAUAGUCGACCCACCGGGCGAGCUGACGCGGGCACCCACCGAGUCACGGCUACGCUGGGCGGACGCUGUCGUACUCGUCUACUCGGUGACCGAUCGCGUCAGCUUCGACGAAACCUGGCGACUGCGCUUUCUUCUCAAUCAGGCCCGCAAGUCCAGCAGAAAAGUACCACCACCCGUUGUCGUGCUUUUGGGGAACAAGACCGAUCUCGGGUCUCCACCUGGUGGGGACAGGAUGGUCACGACGGCCGAGGGCAGGAAGCGAGCCGAGGACAUCGAGGCUCAGGACUUUCACGAAGUUUCCGCCCGGGAGUCCUUGGACCAGGUCAUGGCCGUUUUCGCGAGCACGGCAAGACUCGUGCAGCUCAUGCUACCUAGAGCAUCACCAGCUACGCCAACGUCUUCGGCCGAGGACCCUUCAUCGUCAGCAUUUCGACUGCGAGCUUCGACCGACGGCAGUAUCGACGCCAGGAGGCGACCCCAGCACUCCCUGUUCAAGCGCCGUUCGAGCAUAUCGGCCAAAGGCGUGCUGCACUAGACGAUCGCCACGAGACCGCACUCCAGGAGGGUUUCCGGGACGUCGUAUGGCCGGGGUGUGGCCUCGUACAUGCAAAACUCG
Messenger RNA from Copidosoma floridanum, 825 nucleotides. RefSeq names its product ras-related and estrogen-regulated growth inhibitor. Gene Ontology annotation, molecular function: GTPase activity; GTP binding. NCBI's taxonomy places the organism in Eukaryota, Metazoa, Arthropoda, Insecta, Hymenoptera, Encyrtidae. The record is from RefSeq and is a predicted model, not a curated record.